CUCAAAUGUUCUCUCUCGCCCUCCUUCGCACUCCCAUCCUCUGCUUCACGGCCACGCGGCUGCUGCAUCCAUCCCGUCUGCAGACCACGUGACCCGCCUCUUCCCACGUCCUCCAGUAGUUGACGCUCAGCGCGAUGGCUGCGGAUGCAUCCAUCCCGCAUCCUCACCGGCUCUGCCUGCUCCUCCUCGCCGUCACCAUCUCCACUCUCCCCGCGCCGACAGCGGCUCUGCUCGGUGUCCGGCCGGAGGACACCGAGAGCGGAGAGUUGUCGGUGCAGGAUGGGAUCCUGAAGGCAGUCGAGGGGACCCGCUUCGUCCUGAGGGUUUACUACUCCGCAUCUCUAACCGUGGAGCAUCCCGACAAUCGCAGUGGGAAAGCUGACAUUCCCUCUGCAGCUCCAUGGAUCGCGUUUAUAGAGGAGCCGGGAGGAGGUGGAGGAGGCACCGGAGGGAACCCGUGCGAGGAGGAGAGCGCCCGGAGUUCUGACAUUGAGCUGCUGGGAUCUUUUAAAUCCCCCUCAAGUCAUAACUCUGUUUUGGUCGAGCUGCUGGCCAAAGACCUGCGCAGAGGCGAAGCUGUCAAGUAUUACUCCAUGUGCGCUUUCGAUGGAGUCCAGUGGGAACAUUUCAGCACCAAAGACUUUUGGUUAGCGGUGGUGGAGAGACCUUCCGGGGCUGAUGUUUGGCUCCAGGCAGCUGUGUCAGUGCUGCUACUGGGGCUGUCUGCCCUCUGCAGUGGUCUGAACAUCAGCAUGUUAGCGCUGGACCCCGUGGAGCUCAGGGUUCUGCAAAACAGUGGCACAGACAAGGAGCAGAAGUACGCACAGAAGAUCGAGUCCGUGCGGAAGCAUGGAAACUACAUCCUCUGCACGGUGGUUUUGGGAAACGUGCUGACGAACACGUGCUUUGUGGUGUGGAUGUGCCAAAUUCUGGGGAUGACCCCGCUGUCUACUGUGUGUUGCACUUUGGGAAUAUUCUUUUUUGGAGAGAUUUUACCUCAUGCCGUGGCAUCCAGGCACAGUCUCGCCAUCGCGUCCAAGACCCUCUGUGCCACCCGGCUGCUGAUGCUCCUCUUCUUUCCCAUUGCCUAUCCAGUCUCCAAAAUCCUGGACAUCUUGCUGCACCAGGAGAUCAGCAGCUUCUACACCAGAGAGAAGCUGAUGGCCAUGCUGCGAGUCACAGAUCCGUACCAUGACCUGGUCAAGGAGGAGCUCAACAUUAUCCAAGGAGCUCUGGAGCUGAGGACCAAGACGGUGGAGGACGUGCUGACCCCUCUGUCCGACUGCUACAUGCUGUCCUCAGAUGCAGUGCUGGACUUCUGCACCAUGUCAGAUGUGAUGCAGAGUGGUUUCACCAGAAUCCCCGUCUAUGAGAAUGAGCGAUCCAACAUUGUGGACAUCCUGUUCGUAAAAGACUUGGCCUUCGUGGACCCGGACGACUGCACCCCUCUGAAAACCAUCACUCAGUUCUACAAGCACCCCAUGCACUGCGUCUUCAAUGACACCAAACUGGAUGUGAUGCUGGAAGAAUUUAAAAGAGGUAAGUCCCACCUGGCUGUGGUGCAGAGGGUGAACAGUGAGGGGGAAGGAGAUCCUUUCUACGAGGUGAUGGGCAUCGUCACCCUGGAAGACGUCAUCGAGGAGAUCAUCAAGUCUGAGAUCGUGGAUGAGACGGACCUCUACACCGACAACCGCACCAAAAGAAGAGUCUCCAACCACGAGAGAAAACAGCAGGAUUUUUCCAUCUUCAAACUGGGAGAACACGAGCUGAAUGUGAAAAUCUCACCUCAGCUGUUGCUGGCCACACAUCGCUUCCUCGCCACAGAGGUGGAGCCGUUUCGACCGUGCCACCUGUCGGAGAAGAUCCUGCUGCGUCUCAUCAAACAUCCCAGCGUCGUGCAGGAACUCAAGUUCAACCCCAAGAGCAAGCACGAUCCUCAACAUUACAUCUUCCAGAGGAACAAGCCCGUCGACUACUUUGUCCUCAUCCUGCAGGGACGAGUGGAGGUGGAGAUCGGAAAAGAAGCUCUCCGGUUUGAAAAUGGAGCUUUUUCCUAUUACGGCAUGCCGGCGCUCAUCCCGCCGCUCCCUUUCAGUCAGAGGUUCAGUUCCAGGGGCAGCGGUCUGAACCAAUCCGAUUCACUCUUGUAUGGCGGCAGCGUGGGUCAGCUGACCGCGGGAGGAGGGAUCUACUUACCAGACUACUCAGUCCGACAGCUCACAGACCUGCAGAUAAUCAAGAUCACCAGGAACCACUACCAGAAUGCCCUGACGGCCACCAGGAUGGAGAGUUUGCCUCAGACUCCAGACCCCCUGGACCCAGACGCUAAAAUCAGGCCUCAGGUUCCGGAGGCCCGCUCACACAGCAUCGCCCUUCCGCUCACCCAUGCGCACACUCGGCUGGGCCUGGCCCGGCUCGCACACCUCCAUCCCCACGGCGGCCUUCGCAAUACUUCCCAGCUCAACGCCAGGAACCGCAUCGUUCGCAGCAAGUCUGAUGGUCAGAGGAGUCCCAACGAUACUGUGUUCCUGCGCAUGGAUGAGAUUCCAUACAUCCACGAGGAUCGAGCUGAUGAUUAUGGGGACAUCGAUGUUCCUCUGCAGUCUCUACCCUCCACCUCUCCCCUGAUCUGCUCUCUGUCUCGCUCCAGCUCGGAGGAGAAUAUUGGGAAGAAGCUUCUGCGUAAACUGAGUAACAAGAAAAGGAAAAAGUCCCCGGAUAGUGAGAAGAGUUUAGAAGAAGGUUUGGAACAGCCACCAGUGACAAGCUCGUGACGCCACACUGAGGAGCUGCAGCGGUGCACGACCAUCUCACUUUCAUUUCUCCCACAGUGUUUCAGCAGAUAUCACACAGGAGACUGAGCCAUCACACCUGAUAUACCUGACAAUAGCAGCCUUCCACACACUUCGGACAGAGAACUAUAGCUAUAUUGGAAGUCCUUCCUGCCUAAAUGGUUUCCAAGCACAGAAGACAUCCAAACACUGCUGCAGCAUUCACACCAUUGCUCCCCCACGGACAACUCUCCAGUCCUCCUCUCUAGGACGACCCACUGCCAUAGACUUCCUGGGUGACCAUCCUCCUCUCGCGCUUGGCUGUCCCACCCUGCACGCUUUAACCAUUGCAGCCUUGACUCCGAUCUCGGGACAGAAGCCCCUGAUUUGCUGGGUUCAGACACGCCUCUUUAGGGGUUUUGUCCAACACUUUUUAAAAGAUAGAAAAUGGAAGAGUAUUUUAAUAACAGUUCAAUAGUCACAUGACCUAAAUAACACUUGACCCAUGAUCACCUUUGCUUAAAAGGUCGUUUGAUUUAUUUAUGACAUCUCAAACGCAAUAUAUAGUUUACAACGAAUAUAUUUAGUUAAGAAAACAUAUUUAUUUUUUGAAUGUGGGUGAGCUUUUUUUUCCUCCAUUAACAUAAUGUGGAAACAAUUUUAUGUGACAUGAACAAAUGUUGAUUUUGACUGUGGAAUGCAGUAUUUAUUGCCAUUUACUUAUAUAUAUUUCUGUCAUGCUGAUGCCAUCUGAUAUUGUUUGCCAAGGGAACCUAGUUACCUCUUUAAGGGCGCCACCUAGUGCCGAAAUAAGCACAGCACAGUUUCUGUCCACCAUCUAAACACUAAAAAGUGAAUCAAACAGCCAUAGGUCACUGUCAACUGCACAACACAGUUUCUUUAACCAAAUGUGCUUGAAUUAUAGCAAUAAUAUCACUGUUACUUUGUGUUCAAAGCUAGACCUUGUCAUAUUUGCCGUGCACUUCAGUGAUGUUUUCCCAUUCCUUAUGCGCAACCGUGUCUCAGUGUGACCACUUUUAAAAGCGUUUUUCAAAAGGCUCACUUCGCUACUUUAACCGCGAUGAUAAUAAGCUACGACCCUCACUUGUCAGAGGGUUUUCCCAAGGGACUAUGUUUGCCAGUCGCAUGCUAAACUACGCUGCUUUUGCUGUAGAUUAAUCCCGCAGUAGAAAGCCCGGUGCUUCAUAUGCAUGCUUGUAGACGAAGGGCUGCAUGAGGGGGAUUUGAUACCUGCCAGCAGAGAUUCAGUGGGUGAUGUCAGUAUGAUAUAAAACUAGCACAGACUCUUCUACAGACCAAUUGAAACAACCUUGCGUCUACGGUUUUUAAAACGGGGUAUCUACAGGUAAAAAAAAAAUGAUGAAAUUUGCACCUCUAAACUCAGUCUCAAAGUGAGACAGGUUGGUAGAAAUGUUUCAUUUACUAAACAUAUGUUUGUCACUGUCUAAUGUCUCUUAAAGAACCACCCAACAACGUUCCUGUAGAUACGCUGUUAAAAGAAACGACAUUAAGACUUGCGCAAGUGAACGACAAUCACAAAGCUAUUUACCUUUCAAGUCUGAAUCACCUUUGAAACCUGACCGAUGUGAGGAAAUCACAGCGUGACGCAACAUGACGUCAAGCCACUUGUUUUCAGACCUCCAGUGAUAAAUAUGUUCCGUCGGCUAAGGUCAUGGAUAUAGCACAGUGUCGCCCACGAUGACCUCUCCGUACCCCUUUCUCUGGAUUGCACUGAAUUCCACAAGAAAUUAUUCUGGAAUAAUAACAAUGAUCAUCAAUUACAACACUGGGAAUGAAGAGUUACAUUUGUUCCACUUGUAAGUCAAUAAUAAAAGAUGGUAAUAACUUGAAAGACUCCUUGUUUUAA
This is a messenger RNA of Synchiropus splendidus (mandarinfish), 4659 nucleotides long. RefSeq names its product metal transporter CNNM1. The transcript has 10 exons. Lineage: Eukaryota; Metazoa; Chordata; Actinopteri; Syngnathiformes; Callionymidae. Gene Ontology annotation, cellular component: plasma membrane. The record is from RefSeq and is a predicted model, not a curated record. Gene Ontology annotation, biological process: transport; magnesium ion homeostasis. Gene Ontology annotation, molecular function: transmembrane transporter activity. Bases 135 to 2774 code for a protein of 879 amino acids.